UUUCCAGAAUGCUGUUUGGUUGCGCAGAAAGCUGCGGAAAAUCUGAGCCAAUCCAUGCUCUUUUUUCUUUUUCUCUCAGUUAUUCAAACGUGUUUUAAAGGGUUACACAGUGACAAUUGGGGUUUUUUUUCACUGCUCCAUUGCGAAGGGUUCUUCACGGUUUUCAGUUAUUGCGAUUACGAUUCUAUGAUUCGAUUCACUUAAUCACUGAGCCUCUCAACCCUUCUCCAUCAUCCUGCAUUUGCCCCAAAUUCUGUGCAAUGCCUUUGCCUGGCCAUGAACUCUGAAAAUUCGAGCUCGGCUGCAUAUUUUUAGAAGGUUUGAAUCUUGCUGCAAUGGCAUCUAAGCAAGGAUCACAGACAAGAAAAGCAGGGUCUAGCAAGUUGAAGGUUGCUGAUUCUCCUGCAUCUUCAACUACUUCAUCUUCGAAGCUUUAUCCAGAUACAUCUAUCGAUGGCCACAGCUCCCCUGCUUCUUCAUCUGCUCGAAGCAAGCCUCAGUUCUUCUAUACGGAAAGCUUACCACCGAGAGUUGACCGAUCCAAAGAAAAUGUCACAGUGACAGUUCGCUUUCGUCCACUCAGUCCAAGGGAAAUUCGCCAAGGGGAGGAGAUAGCAUGGUACGCAGAUGGGGAAACAAUUGUACGAAAUGAGUAUAAUCCAUCGAUAGCUUAUGCCUAUGAUCGUGUUUUUGCCCCUACAACCACAACACGCCAUGUCUAUGAUGUUGCUGCUCAGCAUGUCGUUAGUGGUGCUAUGCAGGGGAUCAAUGGCACCAUCUUUGCAUAUGGAGUUACCAGCAGUGGAAAAACUCACACAAUGCAUGGUGACCAGAGAUCUCCUGGAAUUAUACCAUUGGCAGUGAAAGAUGCUUUCUGCAUUAUUCAAGAGACAUCUGACAGAGAAUUUCUCCUACGUGUUUCCUACUUGGAAAUAUAUAAUGAGGUUGUUAACGAUUUAUUGAAUCCAACAGGACAAAAUUUGAGGAUCAGAGAAGAUGAGCAGGGAACCUAUAUUGAAGGGAUUAAAGAAGAAGUUGUUUUAUCCCCUGCUCAUGUGCUUUCUCUAAUAGCUACUGGAGAAGAGCAUCGACAUGUUGGGUCUACAAAUUUUAAUUUGCUCAGCAGCCGGAGUCAUACCAUUUUUACAUUGACGAUAGAGAGUAGCCCCUUGGGUGAAAAUAAUGAAGGUGAAGCUGUACAUCUAUCGCAGCUGAACCUCAUUGACUUGGCAGGUUCUGAAAGCUCAAAGGCUGGAACCAGUGGUUUAAGACGAAAGGAAGGAUCAUAUAUAAAUAAAAGUUUGCUGACUCUAGGGACAGUAAUAUCAAAGCUUACAGAUAGGAGAGCCAGUCACAUACCAUACAGAGACUCCAAACUAACACGGCUCCUUCAGUCCUCAUUGAGUGGUCAUGGUCUUGUAUCUCUCAUUUGUGCAGUCACUCCUGCAUCAAGCAGUUCGGAAGAAACCCACAACACAUUGAAAUUUGCCCAUCGCGCAAAGCAUAUUGAGAUUCAAGCCUCACAGAACAAGAUAAUCGAUGAGAAGUCAUUAAUCAAGAAGUAUCAAAAUGAGAUACGCAAGCUGAAGGAGGAGUUGGAACAGCUUAAAAGAGGAAUCAUACCAGUUCCUCAACUAAAGGAUAUCAGUGAAGAUGAUAUUGUUCUCCUGAAGCAGAAGCUAGAAGAUGGUCAAGUCAAGCUGCAAUAUAGGCUGGAAGAAGAGGAGGAAGCUAAAGCAGCUCUCUUGAGUAGAAUUCAAUGGUUGAAGAAGUUAAUUCUGGUGUCGAAUAAAACUCCACAAUCAUCACGAUUCUCUCACCGUACUGAUUUUCGUCGGAGACACUCAUUUGGAGAAGAAGAGCUUGCUUACCUACCAUACAAGAGGCGGGACUUGAUGGAUGAUGAGAACCUUGAUUUGUAUGUUUCACUAGAGAGGAAUCCUGAGAUGAGAGAUGAUGCAUCUAGAGAAGAGAAGAAGACGCGGAAGCACGGAUUAUUAAAUUGGUUGAAGCUUAAGAAAAAAGAGAACAAUUUAGGAUCAUCAAGCAUCAGUGACAAGUCGAGUGCAGUUAAGUCCAACAGUACACCUUCGACUCCUCAAGCAGGAGGCAGUAAUUUGCAUACAGAGUCAAGACUUUCAGAAAACGCCCCACUGGCAGAUCAAGUUUCAGAGCCUGGGAAAGAUAGAGAAGCUCCUGAAGACAGUUUCCAUGAAACAGAGACACCAGAGACUAGCAUAAAAAUAACCAAUCACAUUGAUCUACUGCGGGAACAGCUAAAGAUUUUGUGUGGGGAGGUGGCUCUACAAUCGAGUUCUUUAAAACGGUUGUCAGAAAAAACUGGAAAAGCCCCUCAAAACGAAGAGAUCAAAUUUUUUCUUAAGGCGGAGAUCAGCAAGCUCACCUAUGACAUCAAGGCAAAGAACAACCAGAUCGCUAUGUUGGAGAAACAAAUAGCAGAUUUUGUUACGGCAUCACAUGACACAUUGGGUAAAUCUGAAAUCUUACAGGCUGUUGACGAAUUGAGGGCUCAAUUGAAUGAUAAAUCUUUUGAACUCGAGGUUAAAACUGCAGAUAAUCGCAUCAUCCAGGAACAACUCAAUCAAAAGAUGUGUGAAUGCGAAGCAUUGAAAGAAGAAGUUGCAAACCUAAAGAAACAGCUCUCCGAUGCCCAGGAACCGAGAAGUGCGAGCUCAACAAGCGUCUCCAGUGAUUACAGAUCCAAGAGCGAAACCCCGAGCAUGGAAGACAGAAACGACAAGAGAAUCCUACAAGCACAGGCAUUUGAAAUUGAAGAGCUGAAGCAGAAAGUUGUGGAACUAACCAAAUCAAAGGAACAACUCGAACUCCGAAACGGGAAACUGGCUGAAGAGAGUUCAUAUGCUAAAGGGCUUGCAUCUGCUGCUGCAGUUGAGCUCAAGGCAUUGUCCGAGGAAGUUGCAAAGCUCAUGAAUCAUAACGAGAGAUUAGCAGCCGAGCUGGCAGCCCAGAAGAACUCUGUCAUAUCCCGUAAUAAUAGGACAGGAACCCUAAGGAACGGACGGAGAGAGAGCCUUGUAGUAAAGAGGCAUGAACAAGAAUCCUCCUCUCUGCUGAAGAGAGAACUCACCAUGAGCAAGGAACGUGAGCAUUCAUAUGAAGCUGCCCUCUUCGAGAAAGACCAGAGGGAAGCCGAGCUUCAAAGGACGGUAGAAGAAUCGAAGCAAAGGGAGGCUUAUCUCGAAAACGAGCUCGCAAACAUGUGGGUUCUUGUUGCCAAGUUGAAGAGUUCCCAUGGAGCUACCGAGUCAGAGAUCUCUGACUCGGUGACUCAGUAACAGAGACUGGACAAAUCGAUCAUUAACUGACCACUAUACGACUUGACUUGUGGGCUCUUCGAGGUUGUUUUGUCACUCUCUCCUCUCUUCUUCUCUGUUGGAUCUGUCUCUUUGUUUAUAAUCUGUAAAGGAAGUGUGAUGAAGGCAGCUAUUUGUUCCCUUUUUCCAAAGUGUAAUUUCAUAAAACCUACCGGCAGUUUGAAUCUUUGUUA
Molecule: messenger RNA, 3529 nt
Organism: Tarenaya hassleriana
Lineage: Eukaryota; Viridiplantae; Streptophyta; Magnoliopsida; Brassicales; Cleomaceae
Product: kinesin-like protein KIN-7L, chloroplastic
Exons: 24
Coding region: 336-3317 (993 amino acids)
Biological process (GO): microtubule-based movement
Molecular function (GO): microtubule binding; ATP binding; microtubule motor activity
Source: RefSeq, a predicted model, not a curated record